Molecule: messenger RNA, 7602 nt
Organism: Anopheles aquasalis
Lineage: Eukaryota; Metazoa; Arthropoda; Insecta; Diptera; Culicidae
Product: mucin-4-like
Source: RefSeq, a predicted model, not a curated record
AUGGAGGAUCACGAUUCAGCAACUUAUUCGAUCGAAUCGGAACCACCGCCCUCCCGCGGGCUCCUACCGUCGGCGGAAAACACUGUUUUGCCGGCGUUCCGCCGCACAGCAGUACAAAUUGUUUCACAACCUCUCUCUCCUCGUCGGCAGGCAUCGAAAGCGGCCGAAAAAGCUGGGGUUGGUGAUGGUGUCGGCACGAUGCAAAUCACAAAGCUGGUGCUCAAAACCCCUCCCGGAAGCCCGAAGCGUCAUUCGAAAACUCCCGGCAUCAUCAUCCACUCGCUGCAGACCUUCGCCUCCACAGCGCUGCGCACGGGACACGAUCACGAACGCACCCCGGAUACAUCGCAAUCCGGUACGGAUCCUGCAACAUCGAAAGUGCUCGUGGAGCAUAAAAACUUACCGGCCGCGGUUGAGCCUGCUGUUAGUGAGCCGCCGUAUCGUAUCAUUCCGAUCGAUUCUUCACCGGGAAGGAAGCCGAUGCAAAAGGAACAAGACGAUCCUCAGGUUCUGGAAAGUUCGAAGGAAAACAAAGUUCCAUCACAGUGUAUUGAAAUCACACGUCCCGCCGGACAGGAAAGAUCCGAGAGCAAAGUUCAAGCGACGAUUCAAAAGAUACGACUGCCAAGCAAGGCAAACGGUUCGGUAAUGGAAAUCAAGCCACAAAAUGCCCCUAAACCUAAAAUAGCAAGCAAAUCAACGUCCCAGUAUGCCUCGAACGAGAAAAUCGUAUCGCAUCCCGUGCCAGCCGCUCGCCGCUCGUUGCUAACAGAAACGCCGAAACUGGCAACCGACAUUCCGAUGCUUACUUUGCCCACCGCUGACGAAGUAAUUCAAAGGACGGUUGUAGAAAUCUCACCAGAAAGCAAGCUGAUGCCACCACCAACGGUACCGAUCGAACCAAUGAAGCCUCCUCGUGCUUCAGGGACGCAACCGAAACCACCGUCCGCGGCUUCUGCCACUCGUCCACCGGCGGGAGAUUGUGUGAAGAAGAAGGAAAAAUCCUACGAUCCCGCAAAGGCGCGUGAAUUUAUACGGGAGCAGCAGGCAAAGCGCCGGCAGGAAAAAAAGGAUACACCCGAGCAAGGAGCGGUCCCGAAACCGUCGGAGAAAGAACUGAUCAAACAGCGGCUUGAAAAGUUAAAACGAAGCACAACCUCCCUGGUGAAGAAAAAUGUACAAAAAGCACGAUCCCGAUCGGUGUCAUGCGCUCCGAAGGUCUCCAACGAGCCUGCACCCGGUGCAGUAGGUGCACUUGGUGCACUUUCCGCUAAACCGCAUUCCAACGGAAGUUCUGGUCCACCGCCUGCGAUAUCUAAACAACCCCCGUUGCGUAAGUUCCCUUCCUCACCUUCUCUGCAGCAACCAACAAGCGCGGGUGAUUCGAAGAAAGUUCAUGGAAAAUUGACUCUUAAAGAAAACCCCACAACGGUUGCUCCGGUAUCGAAGACCAGUAAAACUUUUUCGCUCUCCGACAAAAUGGUUGCUGAGAAUGUUUUAAAACGGCGAGCUACAAGCAGCAUCAUUUCCAGUGAUUCGAUACGACCAGCCAAGGCACGACCAAGCUCUGCCCGAACCAACUCAUCAUCGUUCAAAUUGUUACCGAAACGACCGGGGACAAGGAUCGGCAUCAUGCGCAAACCGGACCACAUGUCGCUUGAAGACGUACUGAGUCCAGUUCAUCAAGCCUCUUCACGACCGAACCAACAAAUUACCGUGACGACGCCGAAUGCAAUGGUUAAUGCGCAGUUGAUUGUAAUUAAGGAUGAUCGCGGAGAUGACGUACCGCUCACUGCGGCGGAAAAGGAGCUUAAGUUGAAUGUGCCGGAUGUUACGCUCAUUCCUAACAACUCAUUCAAAACAACUUUGCUACCCCAGGAGGAAAAGGAAACGAACAACAACGUUGAUGAUGUCCUGCAAGAUCACAAUGAACAGGACCAUCAUCGAAUCAAAAGUAUUCCGCCAUGGUUGAAGCAAUCACUCCAGCAACCGGAUCCAUAUCCAUUUAUCGUGGCGGUACGCAAAAAGCUCGAAGCAGUACGGAAUGUGACUGGAGAGGAAGAUAAAAAGGCAACUUCUAAGCAGUGCCCCGAGCAGUUGAUGCGGCGAGAAGAGGUAAUUAAUCCGCGCACCAACGCUUACUUAGAUAUCAUCCACAGUGUGCCCAGCAUUGCAAAGAAAGAACAACAGCGUAAGAUUAUCGCUCCUUCCGCGAUCAUCAAUGAAGGAUCGGCCAUCUCGACCAACAUUUCCGUCCAAGGUGAAUCGAACACAUCGUCAGAAAUUAGUUCGAUCAAAUCCGACGCUGUAUUUCCACUGCCACCGCUCCUGAGCAGCACGAAAGUAGAAUCGUAUUCGACCAAAUUCGAUCGCCACCCAACGCCUACAUCAGGCCCCGUCAGUCCGCUUUCGAUGGAGAAGAUAUCAGGCCUUAAGAUAACAGCCUCUCCGAAUCGGUCCCAAUUGGUACGCUCAUCACAGCGACAAGCAGAAGAAAGACUCAAAGAGAACAUACCACCAGAAAUGCCGCCUCCUGCUCAUCCUGGGAUGCCGGAACAACCCGAUCGCUCACAGCGUGAGCAGGACUAUCAGCGAAUGCUCGACGCGUUCAAUCGAAGCCUGACACACGUGAUCGAGGUCAAUCAGCAGCUUUACUCUGCCCUUAAGAAACCACCCUCUCCACUACGAUCCGUGCCGGUGCCACAGGAAAUACGGAAGAUACGCGAUGAAAUGACACAAACCUCUGCAGCGAUGACAAUUCGAUCGUCGACUCCCGGGCAAGGACCUGCCGAAUUGCCGAUUCAAAAAGCAUCCACCAGCCCAUCGAUCACGCUUGCAGGCACCUCUACAACUGCCUCCAACUACACGGAUGAUUUUGAAAACCAGAGUCAAACGGGUGUUGGCACUCCAACCGAGAAACCGAGCAUGCCCGAAUCAACUCAAGUACGGUCCCAGCAGCAGAUACCGUCAACAGUGACUUCGCCAUCCCCAGCCUCAUCAUCAUCACCCACGUCGAGUUCUUCAUCGUCUUCAGACUCUCUGGUAGCAUCGGAUGAUGGCCACCCCAGUACAAGCCCUUCAAGCAUGUCUACUUCAUCGUAUACAUCAUCGGGAAGCGGUAGUUUCACUGACCAACAGAAAUCUAAAUCCACAACUGCAAACGGACGGUCAAGUGACUUCGAAUCUCACACUUCGGAUCACUCUGAUAACAGCCACAACAACACGGCCACCAAUAUCGUGCCACCAACGGCGGAAGAAUAUCUUCCCUCAUUCGAGGAAAGCUUGCGGCGGAAACAGCUUAUUUCUGUUAAGCAUCAAACGCCAAGCAGCGAAGAUAAACGGAACCAAAUGAAAGAAAAAACUCCGGUUCCAGAAAAACAAACUAUGCAGUCCCAGAAACAAGGCUCUGAAAAGGCUGACAAUGGAGAAGAUAGUAGCAUCGAUGAAGAGAUCAAUUUAGUGGAUGAAGAAGUUCGGUCAUUUAGUUUGAAACUGUCGGAGGAAACCACGGAGCAAAAGCUUAAGCAACCCGCGGUCCAGGAGCAGCCCGCAUUGACUGAACAACAUUCAUCUUCUUUGAAGAAAGAUUCAUGUGAUGAUGUUACAUUCGGGAGUGAUCUACUUGCGACCAUCUUUAAUCGAACUGAUCUAGAGGUUUCUAUAAUGUCAACAACUGUUUCAGAAACCAAUCUCAGCUACUCUUCGAUCGGAUUGUAUGAUCAGUUGAUUCACAGUGAGCGCACGAAACAAGAACAUCUAACAUCGCGCGUUCAAGCCAAACAGAAAGCGCUACUCAACCGUGCAAAGGGACAGUUGGCCUGGCUCGAACUCCAAAAACAGCGUUUCCGCGAAAAGGGUAAACUCGAGCACAUUUCAGGCAUCAAGAAGAAGCAACGAGCAGUUCUGCUACGCUUGGAGAGGGAACGUUCCGAGUUGCACCGAACCAUAAAGUCUUCUGCGGACAACACGAAUACUGGACCAGUUGGCCGCAGUCCGCUGACAACAAAGAAUGUGAAAAGCAAACUCGAUUCGUACUGCUCCACGUCACCUGCCGUUGAUCGUGCAGCACUAGCCUUACGCUCCUCUUCCGAUAAAGUGCGAUCGCUAUCGCAACGUACUCCUCGCACUUCCUCCGGAAGCCCGGCUAAUCAAAGGAUGAUUGGUGGGACCACAGAGACAACGACCACUACUACCACUACUACCAAUUCCAUACAAGUCGCUAUUCGCGCUCGUGAGCUCGAACCCAACGAUCGUCUGGAAGACAUCCUGCUUCGGCGCGAGGAAGAGCUUCGUAAGCGCAAGGAACAUGUACGGCGGCUACUCGAGUGGCAUCACAAGUUGGACCGCGAUGAGGCAAAUUUAAUGGCAAUCGAGGAGAAGCUUCGUGCGUAUAGUAACCGCAAACAAUUUUCCAGCGGCAACCAUCGCCAGUCGGAUGGCCCGACAAUCGAAGAGCGAAUGCGUAGCAUCGAGGCAAGCCUAAAGACACUGCAAAGCAUUCCGCAUGCGAACACACGACGCGCGGUUACCUCUGAACACGAACAGGACGAUGAAAAUGAGGCUAAGCAGGAAGAAGUAGUAGAAAUGGUGGGGAAAAAGUUAAAUCGACUCUGGCAUCGGCUUACCGGCGACAAGUCACAUCGAUACGAACCCGAACACAGUUAUCACGUAACGCGAUCCAUUCUGGAAGAUUUAUACGAAAGUGCAAAACGAUUUGUGCUCGAUAGGUUCCGCCCUCGAGAUGGUCAACAAGGCAAGGGCAUGCUGCUUGAGGAAUCGAUUGGCACUAACAGCAGCUUGACGACGGUGCAAGGAGAAAGUACAACUACAACCAUUACCAAUGCGACCACCGUAGCAAACGAGAACGAAGAAGCCAUCUGCUCCCCCGUCCUAACUAAAGACUCCGAAGAAAAUCACGAGGCACAACAUACUGGGGAAGAAAUAAAUCAGUUCGUUUCUGCUCGCAGUGCCUCGCUGGGGAUUGAUGAUACGAGUUCAUCCGCGGAAUUGCAGAAAAACGAGUCAUUGGAUGAGAAACAACCAGAAAAGUUCAAAGAUACCGGCGAAGAGGAGUUGCCAGUGGUCGAGGGGCGCAAGAGCGAUGGAUUGCUUUCAUCAACAGCGAAAAGCUGGUCACCGGAGAGCCGCAGAAGUACGGCAUCGGUAGAGUUUCACACACUCGAAGAGACAGCCUAUCAAUCCAGCGAUUUUGGCGGUCAGGAUGGGGAACCAAUCGGUGUCGAAACGCCGGUACGCAGCGAAAGCUACUCGAAUACAUUUGAAGAGCGUUCGAUGGUCGAAUCGGAAACUUCGCAGAUGUUGAUAGAGGAUAUGUCCUUACCACCACCACUGCUCAACGACACCGGCUCGUUUCUGUUGACCGAAGAUGAACAGACUGAUCAACAGCAGAGCGAUCGUUCCAGUGUUGCACUGUUCGAGCUACAGAGAAAACCAACACCGGAUGGUGAUGAUGGUACAACGACAGUAGAGAGUGAUCACGAGCCGGCACAUCCACGCAGCACCAGUGAUUGCAGCGACUCCAUGAUACAGUCGUUGGAGGAAGCAACCGAAAGUAGUGGAGAGUGCGCCUCGACGGCAACCACUCCAACAACGGUCACUCCCACCAUGGCAAUCGAAGCGAUCGGCGAGGACAAUCUGGAACAGGAGACGGUCGAUGGUACGGUUGACGAUGGUGAUGCUGAGAUCGAUGUAGGCCAACAGCGUUCAUCAAUGAACAGCAGUUCGUCUACUUCAGAACUUGAAAAGCGUUUGGUUACGUUGCACGAUGAGCUCGAAGAGUUGAGCGAAACGUUCGAAAGAACUCCGUUAAUGCGUUCACCGACGACCCCGCCACCACCGCUACCACCAACCGUUACACUGGCAUCAGAUACGAUCUCAAUGUCAUCCGAGCAGCAGGAUGGAAGCAAUCAGCCAGAUUCAAGUGGAUCUGAAUCGCUCUCGGAAUCCUCGAAUGCUCAACAGCGUGGCACAGAAAUUGACAAAAAGGGUACAACCUUGGUGAUUAACAGUGCAUCUCUAACUGCGACUGAUCCAAAUCCAACAAAAAUUGAUAUUAAACAAGGAACGAAGCCCUCAUUCGAUGAUUCCAUGCUCGGGUCGGCUUCUGGGAAUGGUGCAUAUUCGGCUACUCGUAAUUAUCCUCCCGUUAGUUCACCGCUUGCCAAUGGAGGAUCCAGUGUAUCCAUCGGCUCAACUCCUCCCGGUCCGCCCAGUAGCAGCACCACCGUCCGUAUGCCAGACAUUAUCAACGAAGCGGAAGUGUUGCGACGCCAGCAGCUACAGAUCGAGCAGGAAAUCAAGGAGCUCGAACAGCAAGUUGGCUUUUUCCGCGAAAUUCCCAACAAACCACCGCCACCAUACAUCCCGCCGGCCAACGGUAGUCCUCUUGCUCUACUGUUUCCCUCGGAAACCCGCAUCGACGAGCUAAUCAAUGAGCGGCUCGAUGAGUUGUACCGCGAUCCGUGGCUCCCAGUGGAACGGCUCCGUUCCGAUCAUGUGACGAACGUUUACGAGAAGCUAAUUCUCGACGUGUGCAACGAGCUGUACGGUGAUCUCAGACCUCCGGAGCCCACUGUCUCGUUCCGCACGAUCGAGCAUGACAAACGGCCACUAGCGUUCUACAACCCGCCAGAUGAGUUGCGCUGCAUGAAGGAUUAUAUGCGGCGCAAAAUCAAACGCAUCCUGAACGAGGAGCAACUGUCGCUACAACAGCAGCAACAGCAGCAGCUAAGCCAGUUUCCGUAUCACCAACAGUUGUUCCAUCACCUGCAGCAGUCUCAUCAGCAACAUCCAUUGCAUCAUCAGCAGCAGCAUCAGUUGCUUGCUCAGUGUGCUACGGUUCCACUGCAGUACGCGAACAGUGGGUGCGCGAACAAGCGGAAGCGGGAUCAGGUCGAUGAGAUCCUGGCCGAAGAAAUGCACGAAGACGAUGCCCGCUGGACGAACUUUGAUCGCGAAGAGAUCGAGGUAAAGGAUCGCAUUACCGGUGAGCUGUUGAAAUCAUUGUUGGGCGAUGCUAUUCGCGAUAUGGCCCAAGCCUUUCGGUGCAAGAAGCAACCGGACAACGAAUCCAACGUUCCACUGAAGGAAAGUGCCAUGUAGGGUAGGAGACCCGGAGCCGGUGAUGUAUUGCAUUUACUGCGCAGUUACUUUUAAUCUUUUAAUAGUUUGUGAUAGAACCGUUGGUGAAUCUUAAUUUUGACGACUUUUUUUGUUUUUCUAAGCGCCGUUAUCUUUUUUACAAGUUUUGUUUUCAGUUUUUUUUGCUAUAAGAUCGAUACGCACAUCGAGCUGCGUAGUAUUAACAACGAAAAUCCUCCGCAAAAUAGGAUUAUUUGCUCAAUUAAAUUGGAUUGCACAAGAAUUGUACGUUUCAAUGCAACCCAACUGACUGAGCAGUUAAGGGAAACUGCAUAGUAAGGAAGAUGGAAUAGGACUAAAAGAAGAUGCUCCCGUGGGAAUUUCUUUUUCAUACAGGUUACUUUAGCUGAAAAAUAAGUUGAAAGUGAACCGAAUGUUUAUGAAUUUUCCAAACCAUCUUUGCUCAAAGACUGGACUGGGUUAUGUACUUAAUGCUGGUAA